AUGGACGAGUCGAGUGAGACAUUUCAGUCAGACCAUUUGCGUGAUGCUUGGAAUUUAUUAGAAGAAUAUUAUGACUUUUGUCGAUUAGCGCAUUACCGUAGAAAGCUCGAAGAACAACUUCAAAAUGCUCAAAUACCAUUGACACGUGUAUCGUGGAAGAAGUUGGCUCGACGAGUUCUUUGUAGCCAAUUAUUCUCCGAAGAUGAACUGAAAGAAAUCAAUGGCAAUUCGGAAGAUUGUUGCAUCGAAUCUGAUAUAGUUGCCAGUCAAGCAGUUGUGAAUAAGUUGCUUGAAAGCCGUCAAGAAGAUGGAGAUCGAGAAGUUGAUCUUACUAACGCUUGGUCUGAAGUUAAUGAAUUGAAACAACGUUUUCAAAAAGCUGCUAGUUAUAUUCCAAGUAGCCGACAAGCACGAAAAGACAUGUGCCGCAAAAUACAAGGUUAUCCCGCAGGAUAUGUCGAUGAGCAUAAUGAUUUAGAAUUGCUUGAACAACGGAACGAUAAUCAACAAGUAGAUUUGACACGUGUUCUUACUAGCGAUGAACAGCAUCAGAUGGAUACGGGCGACUUGAUUGAAAUGAGUGGAUAUCGCUUACACAAUGCAUUCUACAUUUAUCGUUUACCACAAAAAGGAAUCUGGUCGCAAAUUCAACAAAUGUGGUCGAAUCAUCAAAUCACAGACUUUGUCUUCAACGAUGUGCACACAAAUACUGAUGAAGGAGAGGAAGGAGAUAUACUCUUCGUUCCGGCCAAAGAUGAAUAUGGCUAUGGUGUGCCUUAUUUAUUUGCAACACGAGCAAAUCAAUCGUUACCUGAUGGUGCACUUUAUAAAUAUGUCGACAUCAAUUGUCCUCUUGUAGCUCGACAUACACAAAAUCCAACCAUUGCUCUCGUCGAAAAACAUCUAUCCGAACGUUUACAAAAUCCUGUCUAUCAAGAUGAAUAUAUUGGCGUUGAGAUGACUGUUGAGCCCAAUCGAUUUCCACAAGAAUAUGUCGCUAUCGUUCAUAUAAAUCAUGAUGCAAAGGAUAACGUAACAUGGACUCGACUGGCUCAUUAUAAUGGGAGAGAAGCUGCAACGGAUCUCAAUGACAAUCGUGAGAUAUUCUAUUCCCGUCGAGUUUUAGAAGCUGAAGAACAAUAUCGACAAAAGUAUUUGUCAAAAUGA
Molecule: messenger RNA, 1167 nt
Organism: Adineta ricciae
Lineage: Eukaryota; Metazoa; Rotifera; Eurotatoria; Adinetida; Adinetidae
Source: the annotation of a GenBank genome assembly